AUGGAGUGGAAGCUCCUUCGCAGCAUUAGCAUUAGCAGUAGCAGUAGCAGGUCAUACUACACGAGCAAGAACAAGAAACCGAGCCUCUACUCCAAAAUCAGCCCCCUUGGAAAUCCCACCACAAGCGUCGUACCCGAACUCGACGAUUGGGUAUAUAAGGGGAACAAGGUCUGUGUUGGCGAGCUUCAACGCAUCAUUCGAGAUCUUCGCAAACGCAGUAGGUUCACCCAAGCCCUCCAGGUAUCUGAGUGGAUGAAUAAGAAUGGUGUGUGCAUAUUUUCUCCAACUGAACAUGCAGUGCAUUUGGAUCUGAUUGGCAAGGUUCAUGGAUUUCCUUCUGCAGAACGCUAUUUUAGUAGCUUGAAGGAUGAACACAAAAUUGAGAAGACAUACGGUGCUCUCUUGAAUUGCUAUGUUCGUCAGCGCCAAACUGAUAAGUCCCUCUCCCAUUUGCAGAAAAUGGAGGGGUUGGGUUUUGCUACGUCACCUCUAAGUUACAAUGACAUUAUGUGCUUGUACACAAAUAUUGGACAGCAUCAGAAGGUUCCUGGUGUGCUAGCUUUGAUGGAAAAAAACCAAGUUUUGCCUGACAACUUCAGUUACAGAAUCUGUAUAAAUUCUUUUGGUGUGAGAUCUGACAUUGAUGGAAUGGAAAGAAUAUUGAAAGAGAUGGAGAGUCAACCACACAUUGUAAUGGACUGGAACACUUAUUCUGUCGUUGCUAAUUUCUAUAUAAAAGCAGAACUUACAAGUGAGGCAAUUGAUGCUCUAAAGAAAUGUGAGGAGAGGCUAGAUAAUAAAGAUGGCCAGGGUUACAAUCAUCUUAUCUCUCUUUAUGCCCGUCUGAGAAAAAAGAAUGAGGUUGUAAGGCUAUGGGAACUGGAGAAAAGUGUUUGCAAAAGGUGCAUAAACAGGGAUUUCACGAUCAUGUUAGAAUCUCUGGUAAAGCUUGGGGAGCUCAUUGAAGCUGAGAAAAUACUGCUCGAAUGGGAAUCCUCCGGCAAUUGUUAUGAUUUUGGAAUCCCACAUAUCGUAAUCAUUGGGUACUCACAAAAAGGUUUGCAUGAGAAAGCAGAAUCCAUGCUUGAAGAUUUACGAAAGAAGGGAAAGGCUACCACCCCAAACUGUUGGAUUGUAGUGGCAGGUGGAUACCUGUAUAAGGGUGAGAUGGAGAAAGCAUUAAGGUGCUUGAAAACAGCCCUCUCUUUCUGUGUGGAAAAUAAAGGAGAGAAGCCUAACCCCAAGGUGAUUGCAGGACUAUUGAGUUGGAUUAGCAAUAAGGGCAGUAUUGAAGAUGCAGAAGUUUUGGUGAGCUUAUUAAGAAAUAUUGUCCCAGUAAAUAGACGAAUGUAUCAUGCCCUAAUGAAGUCUUAUGUACGAGGUGGUAAAGAAGUGGAUGGGCUUUUGGACAGCAUGAAAAAAGACAGCAUUGAUGAAAACGAAGAAACUAGGGAAAUUGUUAAAAUGAGGAAGGCAUAAAUUUGGAAACGUACUUUCACAUUAUAUUCUUCUGCGGCUGAAUCAUCGUGUGAAGGUUUUAAUUUGCCUUCAGAGUCUAGAUUAAUGAUGACAUUACAUAAAGGAAGUAUCAAAAUGUAGCAACACACUUGCAUUAAUAAAGAAACUCUCAAGAUCCCUUUCCUUUGGUGACCUGUUUUUAAGCUGGUUUGCGUGAGACUGAUAGCACCUACAGUCCUUCAUCAGUUUAUGUUAGUGAAAGAAGCAUUAGUGGAAUCUGAUGGAUUGAAGUGGCCUAACCUUGGCCCUUAAUCGUUGUUCAAGAGAAUCCAAACCUCUUAUCCCUCCUCAUCUACCACCAUCAGAUAGUUAGAAAAAAUUAAAUUAAAUUCAUAAUUAUUAAUGUAAACUCACGUUUUGUUUUUUAAUGAACUCUUUAUGUAAUUUCGGUAGAAAGCUUCAUUUUUCCAGACAUUGA
Gastrolobium bilobum is the source of this 1936-nucleotide messenger RNA. Its product is annotated as pentatricopeptide repeat-containing protein At4g21705, mitochondrial. Gene Ontology annotation, molecular function: protein binding. Bases 1 to 1479 code for a protein of 492 amino acids. The transcript is spliced from 2 exons. NCBI's taxonomy places the organism in Eukaryota, Viridiplantae, Streptophyta, Magnoliopsida, Fabales, Fabaceae. The record is from RefSeq and is a predicted model, not a curated record. Gene Ontology annotation, cellular component: mitochondrion.